Molecule: messenger RNA, 1032 nt
Organism: Mytilinidion resinicola
Lineage: Eukaryota; Fungi; Ascomycota; Dothideomycetes; Mytilinidiales; Mytilinidiaceae
Exons: 2
Coding region: 90-674 (194 amino acids)
Source: RefSeq, a predicted model, not a curated record
CACGAAUCUUCCAAGGAUGCCGUCAUCUGCUCUCCAUGCGAUUACUGAGACUUCUUUCGUGGUUACUCGCAUUCGCUCUCUUCUACGAAAUGGCGGAUGCCACAGCGGAGCCUGAGUACCACCUAUUUCCCGUCUUCUGCACGGCAGAGAUCCCUGUCGAGAUGAUAAACGAGUUUCUGAGUGCCGAUCCUAUGCAAGAAGCGCCACUGUGGACGCUUGUCAGGUCGCCAGAGCAAGAGUCCUUCGACAUACCCACUUUACCCCCAAUAGAAGCCUUCACUAGUGGCUUUCUCGGCGCAUCGUUUGAAGAUCUAGUCAGCUAUGACAAGGCACACUUCCUUCCGGGAUAUGACGCGCAGAUAGAUGUCAAUUGCUUCGUGGUGAUGGACGCUCGAACCCUAAAGGACCAAACGGUGGCGUUCCACGUCUUAGAAUACUGGCCACGGCGCUACGAGGAAGAAGAUCCGGAUGCGUAUGAAGGGUCAGACGGAGAUGAUGAGGUAGAGGGAUGGAAGUCUGUCCGUUUUCGUAUCAGAUCCGCUAGUGCUCUCAUAUACUGGGUCAGCGAAUAUGGCCUAUGGAUUCUCGAGCAGGACGAGACUCUGGUCCCCGAAAAUGGGAUAAUGAAGGACUCCGAUAUGUUCAAAGAUGAAGAGCAACUGAGAGAGGUCUAGGGCACAUUGUGUGUAGUAGUCACGGUUUUGUUGCACAGGAAGUCUGAGAUCUGGCAUGUUUGGUGGAGUGACAGUAGGUGUUACUGAGUCACAUAACUAGUAAGUAGUCCAUGUUCGCAUGUUCUUCUUUUCGGCACUUUCCCAACACAUACUACGGCACCCUUUCUUCACAAGGCAUAGUCGUCAUAUACCUAUCCAUGAAAUGUGCUGCCUUCGAAUUGAAUGCCAUUCGCACCCGCGUCUUCCAACUCCGAAACGACUCCACCUCUGGUAUCCUGGUUACCUUUGCCGUAGCAGUCGCUGUCUGCAUGCCAGAGCCUGUCCAAGGCACUAUUGCAUAUAUCGACGUCGAAUGACC